Messenger RNA from Exaiptasia diaphana, 2548 nucleotides. RefSeq lists its product as uncharacterized. Bases 1 to 1824 code for a protein of 607 amino acids. The transcript has 2 exons. The record is from RefSeq and is a predicted model, not a curated record. Lineage: Eukaryota; Metazoa; Cnidaria; Anthozoa; Actiniaria; Aiptasiidae.
AUGGCUACGAAGUAUCAUGAAGGACGAAGCCAUUCAGGACUAUCUCGCACACCAAUCGUGUGGCAAUUCAAUCUGAGUAGAGCCCCAUGGUGGGGUGGACAAUUUGAAAGGUUGGUGGGUAUCGUGAAGUUAGCACCUUACAAGUCCAUUGGACGAGGAUUUCUGAAUUGGAAUGAACUAGAAGAGCUCAUGCUAGACAUAGAAGUGUCAAUCAACAACCGUCCACUUAGCUAUGUGGAGGAUGAUGAUGAUAAUAUAAAGCAAAUUUUAGCUAUGGUGAAGCACUGUAUAGCUUAUGGGUGCUCAAAUAGAAGUUCUAAACCUGAAUGCAGCGGUUUAUCAUGGCAUUUGUUGCCGUUAAACGACAAGAAGUUGCUUGCCGAGUGGCUCGUAAAAAUACGCCGCGAAAAUACUCCAGUUACAAAAAAUUCUUAUCUCUGCAGUGAACAUUUCGGUAAAGAAUGCUUCAUAAAACCAAUUGGCGGUCAAAGAAGACGUCUUAAGCAAGGAUCUGUGCCUUCAAAAUUCUCUUUUAUCCAGGAAAAGCCUGGGAGAAAGAAACCAUGUUACCGAGCACAACAAACUAACACGGUCAAGCAGAUCAACAAUCCUGUGGAAGUAAGGUCGAACAGUGACACAAGCAUGACAGAUGAGAUUGGAAAUAAUAGUGAGGCAGGAUCAGAUAUUGGACACGCAGCUGAUGGAAACAAUAGCGAUUUACCUUAUGUUGAUGUCGAGAGAGAGUUGCCUAUGCAAGAAAAGUACACACGCCUGCUGAAUGAAUUCGAAGCAAUGAAGCUCGAAAUGACUAACAAAAUAAAAGAACUAGAAAAACAGAUAGAAGAAGAUCAAGAAGUAAGGAAAGAACUUGAAUUGCAACUGAUUCGAGGGAAAUUUAGUAUCGAGACUGUAAAAGAUAAUGACAAGCUCUUAAAAUUCUACACUAGUUUUGAGAAUUAUAAAGUGUUUUCUAUGGUGCUGGAUUUCCUUGGCAGAGAUGCUGCUUCUAAUCUGGACUACAAGAACAAAAACACUGAACAAAAAAACUACACGUAUAAACCUGGUCCCAGUAGAGUCUUUUCUGUGGAAAAUGAAUUUUUUAUGGUUUUAUGUCGCUUAAAAGUUGGUUUGCUGGAAGAGGAUUUAGCUGCCAGAUUUGGUGUAGCCCAGAGCACUGUCUCUUCAAUUAUAAACACCUGGAUUAAGUUUAUCUUUUACAGGUUCAGAGAGCUUGAUGUGUUUCCCCCACGAGAGAUUGUUCAAUUACACAUGCCGGAAUGCUUUAAAAAAAAAUAUCCAAGCACAACUCUGAUAAUAGAUGCUACAGAAAUCUUCAUUGAAAAACCAAACAACCCAGAAGCCCAACAGCUAACUUUUUCUUCCUAUAAAAAUGCCAACACUCUAAAAGCUUUAGUUGGCAUUGUGCCAAAAGGGGGGAUAUCCUUUGUCUCAACACUGUUUGGUGGCAGCAUUUCAGAUAAGGAACUCACUGAAAAGUCAGGACUCAUUGAUAAACUACAAAGAAAUGAUGUCAUUAUGGCAGACCGUGGUUUCAACAUUAGUAAUUUACUAGCUGAGAAAGGAGUCAAAGUCAAUAUCCCACCGUUCAUGAAUGUAUCGGGCCAAUUUGAAGAAAGUGAACUUCUUGAAACCAGGCGAAUCGCCACAUUAAGAAUUCAUGUUGAGAGAGCUAUGGAGAGGAUCAAGAAUUUUCACAUUUUGGACUUUAUUCCCAUUACUUUAUGUCGAAAUGGCAUAAUUGACAUGAUCUUUUUUGUUUGUGCCAUGCUAUCAAAUUUUCAAAAGCCUUUAGUCAAUGGUUAAGCUCUAAUACAAUCAUAGCUGUGAGACACUGAAGUCCUCCUGACUUGAAGUUUGCAGAACAUUCUAGAGCUUUUAGAUCUUUCAAGAGCAGUCACAAUAUUAUGUAAUACAAGUUUAGUCACAUCUUGAAUUUAGAAAAACACAGCUGUCUGCUUGUGUUACAACACAGAGGAUGGUUGGUUUGGGAGCCAAGGCCUACUUUGGCCAAAUAAAGUCAAGCUAAAAAUUGUGAAAUAAAUUUAAUAUUUUACACUAGUUUAGUGGUGAAUAUAUUUUUGCACUCGUUAUAGUCUAUCAUAAAGUUAAAUAUGUUAAAGAUAAUUUGUGGCUAUAACAAAAUGGCAUAUUUUAGGUCAAUCUAAGUUGAGGCAAAUGGUCAGCGGUUUCCCAAUAAAAUUGCGCGAAACGAGGCCAAAGGUUACAAAUGGCGGGAAAUAAUGACAUGGAACAAGUAACAAAAAGCAUUGAUCCUCCGAAUACUACGCCUCCUAAUGCUUUUUUUAGCGAAGAAGAUCGUGUUCAAAUGCUCAGCGGUGUAUGUCCACGGAAAAUAACAAAAGAUUCUUUAAAGCAAUGGUUGAGUUAUCGAAAAGGCACGUCAAGAAAUGGAAGCGCUUCCUCCAACGACAACAAACCCGAGUUGUUUCGAAGGUUCGAAAUUUGUUGUUAUAGUAGUUUAAUGGCUUUUAGUAUCUUUGUAUUAGUUAAUUUAAAUAUAUUUUUA